AUGUGCCAGUACGAGAACAUCCACUAUGGUUGCGGGCACACCGUUCGCCGCUUGAUCAAACACUGCCACUUCGCCCGCAACGACCCUAACCACCAAUGCUUCGGUGCCUGGUCCGUCAAGAGAGAGUGGUCGAACCCUACCGAGUAUUGUCGCAACUGUGCGUACUAUGCCAGACAGAGAGCUUAUGGUCAUGCUCGUUAA
Molecule: messenger RNA, 201 nt
Organism: Aureobasidium melanogenum CBS 110374
Lineage: Eukaryota; Fungi; Ascomycota; Dothideomycetes; Dothideales; Saccotheciaceae
Exons: 1
Coding region: 1-201 (66 amino acids)
Source: RefSeq, a predicted model, not a curated record